AUGGCGUCAGACCAGUUUUCCAUUAAGGAUUUCAAGGGAUCUGAAGAGGAGAUGAGCAUUAAAAGUGUAUUGGGUAUCAUUUGCACAAAAACAGUUUCUCCUGUGCCUAAGUUCCUCAAUUUAGUUAUAAAAAACAGUAAUGCUGUUGCAGGGAAGUCGUUUAGCGAUGCUUCAGUGUAUCUUCGACUAAAUCAUGAAAGUGGUGAGGCUGCAAGUUAUAUAAGUAAAUUUCCAGAGUGUGGACUCGUUUACAUGAAGGACAUUUUAAAUAGUUCUGUCCUUGAAGAUUUUCAAAAAAGGGGAGUAGACGCCAUCGAGAUGCAUUCAGAUGUUUGUCGUCAACCAUUCGUAGCGUUGUUGGGAUUUCUUCGUGGACGUGAACAACAUGAAAGGUCACUUAGGAGACUAAUCACAUCCACUCUGCCAACAAGUGGAAAUAAAGAAACUCAGAUUAUAGUUGCAUUAGCCCAUCACCUGUUUUCUCAAUUGGUGCCAGGCAAGGAGUAUGAGGUUGAUAAAUAUGCAAAGCAACUUCCAACAACAUGUGGCUGUGGCUGUAAGGCCAAUAUUUGUGCAGGAAACACCUCAUUAGGGUCAGAAAUGACGUGGCAUGGCAGAGUAGACAUCCUCCUGAACAAUACUGUUGUGGUGGCACUUGGGAAGGAACAGACAGACAAAUGUGAAGAGGAAGAUGAUGAUGCAAGUUGUGAACCUGAAAGAAAACAAAGAAAGAUAGAAACUGGUAAAAAAUGUAACAUUUGUGUUGAAGUGAACACCAGCAGAAGACAUGAAAAUGUUCUUCUGGAUCAAAAGGUUUUAGAACAAAUCAUAGCUGAAGCUAUAACAAAUGGAUUUGCUCAAGUUAACAGUAAUAGGAGUGCACUGUCACAUUUCUUAAUUCCAACUAUUGGAACCACAUCUGAUCAUGUUUCUAUUUGUCUUUAUGACCCAGAAAAUGACAUCUUGCUGUACAUAAAGGAACAGCUUGAGUUAUGGUCUCCAGGGACAAAAAAGAACCAGCUGAAUGUUUUUACCAUAAUUGUGAUUUGGAUUUUCUUGAAUUUUACUUUUUUAACCCGGAAAAAUUUUGCUGCUAUAGUAGAUCUUGACAAGUCUGGAUUACAUGCAGAUUUAAAGCAAGAUCUUUACUAUUACAAAAAAGCAAGAGCAAAGGAAAAUUUUAUUUCAUCAACAACUAAUGAAGCAUUGUGGAAAACAAUCGUAGAACAACCAAGAGUGCCAAAAGAACCAACCAAAGAUGAUCCCCCGGUAGUGAAAACUUAAGUACAAAGUCGUCGUCUGUACGAAAUUUUUCCAGACUUUUAUUAGAUUAUGCUUUGAGUCAUCAAAAUGAAAUUUGUUAUAUGGCUUUUUGUUGGGAGGGUACAGAUUAAGUUUGAUUCCCGGCUGUCUAUAACCCUUCUUGGCAGAGUUAUGCCCCUUUGAACUUAGAAAAUUCUCUGGGAAUAUUAUUUUCCGGACUUUCUAACUUUUUAUGCCCUGGCGCGGUGUCCGUCGUUUGUCCAGCGUCAUCUUUUCCUUUAAACAACUUCUUCAGACUAACUUGGGUGAAGCUCUACCAAGUUUGGGAAAAGAAAUGACCCUGACCUUUAUUCAAGGACAGAGAGGUCAAAUUUGUUAAAACCUUUAAACGACUUCUGAAAUACUGGAAGGCCUAGAAUUAUUAUAUUUGGCUGGAAGGUUCAUUGGAUAAAGUUCUACAAAGAUUGCGAAAAGAAAUGAACUUGACCUUUAUUCUAGGUCACAGGGA
Molecule: messenger RNA, 1771 nt
Organism: Ylistrum balloti
Lineage: Eukaryota; Metazoa; Mollusca; Bivalvia; Pectinida; Pectinidae
Exons: 3
Coding region: 1-1284 (427 amino acids)
Source: RefSeq, a predicted model, not a curated record